GUUCCGGGGACCGGGAGGCCUCCGCGCGGUGGUCUCCUGAGCUGGCGAAUCGAAGGCCGCUGGUGCGCCCUGGAGCCGCUGCGCCGCCGCCGCCGCCGCCGCCGCCGCCGCCGGGAUCAUGGUGUUCUACUUCACCAGCAGCAGCGUUAACUCAUCAGCUUACACUAUUUACAUGGGAAAGGAUAAAUAUGAAAAUGAAGAUCUAAUAAAGCAUGGCUGGCCUGAAGAUAUUUGGUUUCAUGUGGACAAACUCUCUUCGGCUCAUGUAUACCUUCGAUUACAUAAGGGGGAGAAGAUAGAAGACAUUCCAAAGGAAGUCCUGAUGGACUGUGCCCAUCUUGUGAAGGCGAAUAGCAUUCAAGGCUGCAAGAUGAACAACGUUAAUGUGGUAUAUACACCAUGGGCUAACCUGAAGAAAACAGCUGACAUGGAUGUGGGACAGAUAGGCUUUCACAGGCAGAAGGAUGUGAAAAUUGUGACUGUGGAGAAGAAAGUGAAUGAGAUCCUGAACCGGUUGGAAAAGACCAAAAUGGAGCGGUUCCCUGACCUAGCAGCAGAGAAGGAAUGCAGAGACCGGGAAGAGAGGAAUGAGAAAAAAGCCCAAAUUCAGGAGAUGAAAAAGAGAGAAAAGGAAGAGAUGAAGAAGAAGCGGGAAAUGGACGAACUAAGGACAGCUGUUAACAGCACGGAUUCCUGCCCUCCGCUGGGGACAUUGCGGAGGACUGAGGCAUGUUGGCAGGAGUGUGAGCUGCUCAAGAGUCCGAUGGAGCUAUUCAUCAUUGAUGAAAGUUGAGAACAUGUCUUCAAAUCAGGACGGCAAUGACUCUGAUGAAUUCAUGUGAAUGGAGGAAAGGACCUUUGAAAGAUGUGAAUUGCAGGACAGUUUCAGAUGGUCUGAUUUCACCUGUAUUCAGAGAUACAAAAAAACAACUAAAAUUCUACCUUCAUUCUGCACAAAUACUACCAACGUUGGAGUUAAAAAAAAAAAAAAAGUGUUCCCUUUUUUGCUGACAGAAAAGGAUCAGAUAUUUAUAAUAUAUUUGGACUUGAAAACAGCAUAUAACUUUAGGAAAGUGAAAAUAUUUUUGCUGAAACAUGUCUUGGUACCUCAUGAAAGUUGGCUGCCCCUGUUCCUGGGAUAGACUUUAGAACAAACCAGCUCUGCAAAGUAUUUGUUCCUGUGAUCUGUCCCUGAAAACAGAUGUCUUGAAAAACUUUUCAUAUUUCUUAAAAUAGCUUCACUUCUGUUAAGAAGAAUGUAUCAGUGAGCAAUAUAUGCGAACGUUGCCCUCAACCCUCAUUUCCUGACUACAACAAAAAUGCUUAUGGGUUUUGAUGGUGAUAGUGAUAUUUUCAGAAGAUUGCUGGCUUCAGCAUUCUCGUCCCAUUGUGCCGUGUGAGUCUCUUUGCAGAGUUGUCCGCAGCUCUCAUUUUGUCCUGGCUUCUGUCUUGCACAUCCGUUCUCUGAGCGAGGGCCUCCCCCUAGGUCCCAUCAUGCUUAGAGAAGUAGUCCACAUUAAUCAAAGUUGAGCAUGUGGCAGUGUUUACCCGAGCACCUAGUAACCCAAGCCACAUACGUACUUCAGGCUCCAGAGCCAUGUCUCAGCACCAAAGGAAGAUAUGGGGAAGCAUGAUCUGAAUCAUUUUCAGAAUGUGUAAGUUACCUGAUUUUUGCCUUGGGAUGCAGCAGAAAGCAAAAGUCCCACAUUGGGGUUAUACUUUUAGAAAGAGUGAGGCAUUUUACGAGCCAACAAAUUAACUUGUUUAUUUACUUUGAAAUAAUAUUUACUUUGAGUUGUAUCUCCAGAGUUCAGAUUUCUCAGUUGUAGGUCCAGUAAUGUAAUAGGUAACAGGACUCCUCAUCUGAACCACCUACUCUCCAGGGGGAUUCUGAAUAGAAGGUGUAUUUUUAUUGCAAUCCCUGUAGGAAGAGAUAAAACAAAACAUGAAAGGGGAAGAAGAAAAGCCUGCAGGUCAGGAGGCAUACAAAUUCAUAUUUUAACCACACCCAGAACUCUACACAACCUUUUUAUUCUUAACUGUAUUCUAGCCCAGCAAAAGUUAUCCUUCUCCAACAAAUACUCUACCUGUAAGAGCACUUUGGAACUGUGGGUAAAACUAAAGACUUCAGUGUUUCUAUUUAUCCCAAGUUGGUGUGUGAGGUUGAACUGGAAAAUUGCCCUGAGGCAUACCUCAGCCAGAUUUUGAGAAGGAGGGUAUGGGAGAUGACUCCAGAAAUUAGUGAUUGUGUGUAUGUGUGUGUGUGUGUGUGUGUGUGUGUCUAAUAACAUUCAGCCUGGAGUUCCGUGAUUUUAGAAAUGUAAAAAUAAAGAAUCAUUUUCUAUUUGGAAGGACAUUAAUAUAUGAACUCUUAGAAUUUGCUAUUUAUCCCCAUCCCCACACUGGUUCUGGGGUGAUCUGGCUGUAAAAAAUCCUCAUCCAUCUUAAGCUCAGCAUGGCAGCUUCUAGAGGCUAUCCUCUAUCUCCCUCACUGCCACGUGUGUCUCUCCCUCAGAUGCCCACGGGGUCCAAGUGGAUGACCUUUCCCAAAUCCUCUCUGGAUUGAGUGGAAAUGCACACGGCCCCUGCCCGCCACCAGAGGCACAUCUUUCACACUGUGGCAAACAUCUAGAACAGGGGGAUCUUGGCUCUGGCAUCACCUGUGUCCCCUCAGCCUGCCACUACUGCUGAAGGGCUCCCCUGUACCAUGCCCCCCCCCCACCUGCCAUGACAGCAGAUAUGGUUAGAGCUUUUGAAAUAGAUGACUGUUUUCAGUGUAGUGUGAGAGAUCCUGGGGUCCAAAUGUUAAACAUAUCCUAAUUAUCACCUCACACUGGUUUAAAAUGUCAGAGCCUCUCCUCAGCAUUCUCUUAGUUGAAUUCCUAGCUCUCAAGCUUCCUGAGUGACUCUGUGUAUUGGGCAGUCUUUUCCCCAGGACCCAUGUUCCCAAAAAAAAAGAAAAGCAAGGACCUGUGGGUGUUGGUUCCGUACAGGGCGUUACAGGUCACACUGUUGGCCCUAAAGCCAUCUUUCUUCCUAGUGGCCUGUUAACUAUACUUCCUAUAGGAAAAUUCCUAAUCAUUAUUUUGAUGAGCUGUGCCCUUGAUCAGAUCCAUGAGUCCUGAGGGUGUCUCUUUUUAACUGUAUCUCAUUUCCCCACUCAGAUCUGCAGGCUGUGGGUGAGGUUCACAUUAUCAUUUAAUUUGUUAAACAAAGUCGACUCUGUUUUUUUACUCUUUACAGCUGUAGAAUCCAUUUCUUAUCAGCCUUUGUUGAUCUGGGGUCAAGAUCUUGGGCCGAAGGAGAUCAGACACUGCUGGUGCUGAAACGCAUAUGGGGAAGCUUACUUACCAAAGUAUGGAAGGUUUUGUUUGACAUUAGCAGAAUAGGCAACAAACUUUAGCUGAAGGCAGUAGCUCUUGUUUAUUUUUGUUGUUUUAUAUUUAACUCUUUCUCCUAGCACAGCUUUUGCUGAGCCUUUUAACUGUUCAGAGCCAGAGGUUGCCCCACUCAGAAAGGAAGGUGUCAGGUGUACACAGGGCAGGAGUAGGAAGACAUCAGCUCUAGCCUCCAGCUCUGGACCAGAGCUCUCCCCUGGACCCCCCACCUUCGCCUCUGAGAGGCAAAGCCCUUGGUCUCUGGGCUAGAAUAGGUUCUAGGGGAGACUGCACAGGACAGGGAAAUAGAACACCCUUCUAGUGAUACUGAAGCCUGCCUUUUCUCUGUUUGAUUUCAAAUACGGCAUUGUGAAUGACAAAUCCCAUGCUCAGAAUGAUCAUGGUCAAGUGAGUGGGCAACCUUUGAUUUUAAAGAAGCCUAUAAACAAACUAUAAUAUAAUCGGAAGUGUAAAAUUAGAAACUGAAAUUCCAAGCUACAUUUCCUCUCAACCCCUCUAACUGCAAUAAGUAUGGCAGCUCAGAAAUGAGGACACCACUGCCAGCGCCCAAGCGGGCUCCCAUUCCAGUUUCACUUAGACCUCUGCUCGGCACCCGUGGGCCCAGCACGGGGCAGGAGGCUUUAUGUGCACUCUUGUCAUUUCACGAACGAGAAGAUGCCAACUACAUAUCCAUCACAUCUGGGAUGAGCAAUAUGUAAAAUACAAUAAAAGCUUUUAGUUUGAGUAGAA
Messenger RNA from Nyctereutes procyonoides (raccoon dog), 4127 nucleotides. RefSeq names its product coiled-coil domain containing 25 (gene CCDC25). Bases 119 to 793 code for a protein of 224 amino acids. The transcript has 10 exons. The record is from RefSeq and is a predicted model, not a curated record. Lineage: Eukaryota; Metazoa; Chordata; Mammalia; Carnivora; Canidae.